AUGUGGAAAGAUAACAUAGAUCUUCAAAUAGAUAAACAGUUUAACAUGAUUAACUGCCUUGUUAAAUUAGACAGUGAAAAUGUUAGCACUUUAGUUACUUGUCUUUAUGGAGCUCUUAAUGAUGUUGACAAACUGAGACAAUGGGAUCACUUAAGAAAUAUUAGGAUGACCUACAAUAACCCAUGGAUUAUUAUAGGUGAUUUAAAUUUCAUAAUUCAUAGAGAUGAAAAAGAAGGUGGUAACCCUAUUAGCCAAACUGAGUUAGAUGAAAAUAAUCUUCUGUUGAGCACCAAUAAUCUUCACAAUAUGAACUACAUAGGGAACCCUUAUACAUGGUCCAAUAUGAGAAGUGGAGAUGAACAAAUUCUUGAAAGACUGGGUAGAAACUUAACCUCUAUGGAUUGGAAUGACCUUUAUCCUAAUGCUGCUCUUUAUCAUUUAAUUGCGUUGGGAGUGAUCAUUGCCCUAUAA
Papaver somniferum (opium poppy) is the source of this 471-nucleotide messenger RNA. RefSeq lists its product as uncharacterized. Lineage: Eukaryota; Viridiplantae; Streptophyta; Magnoliopsida; Ranunculales; Papaveraceae. Bases 1 to 471 code for a protein of 156 amino acids. The record is from RefSeq and is a predicted model, not a curated record. The transcript has a single exon.